Molecule: messenger RNA, 2577 nt
Organism: Nelumbo nucifera (sacred lotus)
Lineage: Eukaryota; Viridiplantae; Streptophyta; Magnoliopsida; Proteales; Nelumbonaceae
Product: cysteine-rich receptor-like protein kinase 10
Biological process (GO): protein phosphorylation
Cellular component (GO): plasma membrane
Molecular function (GO): protein serine/threonine kinase activity; ATP binding
Source: RefSeq, a predicted model, not a curated record
UACUAAGCCCCAUGGUAAAGAGAGAUUCAUUGACUCGAAUAAAUCCUUUUAAGACGACCGAGUUAGCCAAGAUUAACUGACAACAAAUACGAGAUUAAUUCUUCGUCUUCAUCCCGAAUGCUCUGUCUUUUGAAGUACGAAUUACUAAGGCUCUCCACCGGAAACUCGGCCUGACAAGGAAUCCCCGGCCGGCCCUCGAAAGUAUGAUUUUGAUUGGAUCAUGUGCCAUGAGGCUACUCAUCUUCUUUACUUUUCUACUCUUUCUAAUGCCCACCGGAGCUCAAGAACCAGGCCCCAUCAUGAACUUAACCUUCUGUUCCGACCCAGCUAAUUACACCUCCGGCAGCCAAUUCCAGAAAAAUCUUGUCAACCACCUCCUCCCUUCCCUCAUUUCCAACGGCUACCGCAGUGGCUUCUUCAACACAAGCUAUGGCGACAACCCCGACACCGCCUACGGACUUGUUCAGUGCAGAGGCGAUGUUUCCAUGGAUGAUUGCUAUAGCUGCUUGGACACCUCUAGCAUAACACUCCUCAAGAGAUGCCCCAAUAAGAAGGCCGCGGGUGUCCGUUACGAUAACUGCCUCUUACGCUAUUCCAAUCUCAAUUUCUUUUCCCAGAUCAGUACUCAACGUGGAGGUGGUUAUAAUGUCAACAACGCAUCCGAUAUGGAGGUUUUUAAUAGCAAAUUAGACCAACUCUUGACCAGUCUUUCAACUACGGCGCUCACUAAGGCAUCCAAGUUUGCCAUCGGGACGAUCAACACCAACUUGUCCUAUCACAGCACUAUAUAUGGUUUGGUGCAGUGUACUCUGGAUUUAACGGAGCUUGGCUGCAACACUUGUCUCCGGCAGAUGAUUAGCUGGAUCUCUACGUGUUGUAAUGGCCAUAUAGGAGCCCAUUUAUUUACUUUGAGUUGUAACGUGAGAUUUGAGACUUAUCCAUACUUCAACUUAUCGGCGCUGCCACCACCGCCUCCUCCACCACCAGCUGAAGCAGCUCCUCCUCCUCCAGCUAAUUCUAACAUCACGGAUAAUACGACAGGAAGUGAGGCAGGUAACGCAAAACGGAAAAAGAUAUCAGCUGGAACUAUUAUUGCUAUUGCUGUUUCAGUUGCUAUUGCAGUGUUGCUCUUAUCAAUUCUCAGUUGGUGUUGGCUGACUAAGAAGAAAGAGAAAUUGAUCAGUGGUACUGAUGAGAAUGAUAUUACAAAUGCGGAGUCAUUGCAAUUUAAUUUGAGUACAGUCAUAGCAGCUACAAAUAACUUCUCUGAUGACAACAAAAUUGGUCAAGGUGGAUUUGGUUGUGUUUACAAGGGUAAACUUUCUAAUGGACAAGAAAUUGCUGUGAAAAGGCUAUCUAGAAGCUCUGGACAAGGUGCAAAAGAAUUCAAGAAUGAGGUUGUAUUGGUUGCAAAGCUUGAACACAGGAAUCUUGUUAGGCUCUUGGGAUUUUGCUUAGAAGGAGAAGAGAAGAUACUUAUCUAUGAAUUCGUCCCCAACAAAAGCCUCGAUUACUUUCUAUUCGAUCCAGAUGAAGGUGCUCGUUUGGAUUGGCCAACACGUUAUAAGAUUAUAGGAGGCAUUGCUCGAGGGCUUCUUUAUCUUCAUGAAGAUUCUCGACUCAAGAUUAUUCAUCGCGAUCUUAAAGCUAGCAACAUCCUGUUAGAUGGUAAUAUGAACCCCAAAAUAUCUGAUUUUGGGAUGGCAAGAAUUUUUGGCGUGGAUCAAACUCAAGCCAAUACAAGCAGAGUAGUUGGAACAUUUGGUUAUAUGCCUCCGGAAUAUGUGAUCCAUGGACUGUUCUCCGUCAAGUCAGAUGUCUUUAGCUUUGGUGUUUUACUUUUAGAGAUUAUAACGGGAAAGAAGAAUAGCUCUUUCAAUCAAUCAGAGUUUUCAGAGGAUCUUCUAAGUUUUGCCUGGAGAAAUUGGAACGAAGGAAACGCUUUGGAUUUGCUGGACCCAAUUUUAAGUAAGUUCUAUUCAAGAGAAGAAGUGAGGAGAUGCAUUCAUAUUGGGUUAUUGUGUGUUCAGGAUGAUGUAGCUCAGAGACCCACCAUGGCAACAGUAGUUCUCAUGCUGAAUAGUUAUUCUGUCACUCUUGAACCGCCUCAGCAACCAGCAUUUUUGGGAUACAGCAGAAUGGAGACAAAUACUGAAGAACAGCCAACUGAAUCAGAUCGAUCUACAAGUAGAUCAAUACCAGGGUCUAUCAAUGAUGUGACGAAUACAGAAUUAGACCCAAGGUAGUUUUAUGCCACAGGAUCAGGGGUACACAAAGACGGCUUUUCUUAAUUUUCAGAUACAGUUGAAUUUGCGAAUGAUCGAAGUGUUAUUGAAGGAGAACAAUACGUUGAAAUAUGGAAAUUAUUUUGUGUUUAGUAGAAAUUAAGAAAGGAUAGCUUCAUAGCAGUAGAAAGAACAGGGACGAAAAAACAGCAUACAACUAUACAAGCUGUUUUCGGAUGACUUCUGCUGCUUUUAUGUUUUUAAAAGCCUCAAAAUAGAAGCUUUAGUUUUGGGCUUUUACUGUGUUCAGUAUUCCGUGAAAUGGAUUUGGCAGAAUAUGUUUUCAUAGCAA